AUGGCGGAGGGUAGCGGUAACGUUAACGUCAGUCCGGGCGACCUCCCACCGGGAGACCCGCAGUUAAUCGGUAUGAUCGUGGAGCAUCUGAAGAACCACGGGCUUUUCGACGAGUUCCGCCGCGAUUGUCUCGCUGACGUUGAUACGAAGCCCGCCUAUCAGAACCUGCGACAGAAAGUCGACAACUACGUGACGUCGCACCUGAGCACGCAGGACUGGAACCCGUCCAUCAACAAGAACCAGAUGAGGAACGGGCUGAGACAAAGUGUUGUUCAGUCCGGUAUGCUGGAGUCCGGUGUGGACAGGAUCAUCACUCAGGUCGUCGACCCCAAGAUGAAUCACACUUUUCGGCCGCACAUAGAAACUGCAAUUCACGAUUUCUUGUCAGGGGAGAAAAGGGACGGCGCCUUCAGUUCUAACUGUGCACCGUCAGAGCCGUUGGAUCUACAGGAGGCCCCCCCUGCGCCUGGCCCCAAAACCCCGAGACGUGAACGCGCAUUGCUCAUGCGGCUUCAUAUAUUUCAGCCUCCGUGCAGCGGGGAUAGUUUCCAGCGGACACCCUGUGCGAGGCGACACCGCUCCAGAACCUGUGGAAGCUACGGAGUAAAGAGAGAAGGGCCUCCAAUAGAAAGCAUGCCAGCCCACGUGUCCGCCGGGUUGUUCCUGCUCGUGGUCUGUCAGCAGGUGCUGACCCUGGAUCUGCGAGAUGCGCACGAGAAGCAAGGGAGCCAAGUCAAAAAGCGCCUGUCCCCGCAGAGCGCAGAACACAGGCUUGCUCUUUGUGACUUUCUCUCCCUCUCAGCCGAGAUUCAGAGUUGCCUGGUGAGUUCAGGGGACGUCGGCUGUGGGACGUUUCAGUGUUUUAACAACAACUCCUGUGAGAUCCAAGGGCUGCACCACAUCUGUCUCACUUUGCUGCACAACGCGGGGUGCUAUGACUCACAGGGAAAGUCCUUUGUGAAGGAAGCGUUGCGGUGCAUGGCACUGGGUCUGAGGCAGCGCUUCAGCUGUGUGAGCCGCCGGUGCUCAGCGGUAAAAGAGAUGGUGUUCUCACUCCAGAGGGAGUGUUACUCCAAACACCAGCUCUGCCUCGCGCCACAAGACCACAUGGAUACCAUGGGCAACCUGGUGCAGUUCCACCUGAUGUUUCCCCCGGGACCUCACGUGGAGCUGAUGAACUUCCUGUUGAGGUGCGGAGACAAAGUCGGGUCGUGGGUCGGGCAGCGGCUGCGCGCGCAGUGCGAGCACCACUGGGGGGCGCUGUGCAGCAGCUUCGGCAGCACCUGCUCUCACCGCCAAGCAGACGCUCUGCAGAACACCACCGCCCCACCACCACCACCCGUCGGGUCCUUGCCUGUCGCAAAUCAAGUGCACCUGAGGCAGUCGACCGAGGUGUCCGAACCAGAGCAGAGGGAAGGCCUGAGUCGCAACGCCAACCAAUCUGAGAGAGCCAAUGUUACUUCUGUAUGAAGAGGCAGGCGAGUCAAGCAUAGGUGCAGCUAGGGUACACUAAAGUCAUGGCACUUAUUAUUAUUACACCAGCAGUGGUGGUAGUAGUUUAGUGUCUCAUUGCUGGUGAAAGCAAUCUAACUUUAACUUAUUAAAUAUGUUGGGUAUCCAUGCUAGAUUAAUAUUUUUUACAUUUGAUUUCGGAUGAAAACCAUUUAUCUACCUCACGUCAACGUCACAGUAAACUGCAGUCGCUGUAUCCUGCAGUGAAACAUACCAGGGAUUCAGCUGCUAUCUCAGUCAGUAUUCUGACAUUUCAAAUCAGUUUUUGUACACUAGUGUUUUAUUGCGCACCAUAAAGUGGACAUAUUAUCUAACGGCAUCUUGUAGAGUCAGGGUUCAGUCUGUAGGAAGGAAAGCACUCUUUGUUCUAUGAAUAUGUAUUUUUGAUGCUCUGCUUGAGUCACAUUUCAUACAGACGACAGAUUUUAAGACAUG
This is a messenger RNA of Pungitius pungitius (ninespine stickleback), 1947 nucleotides long. RefSeq lists its product as uncharacterized. NCBI's taxonomy places the organism in Eukaryota, Metazoa, Chordata, Actinopteri, Perciformes, Gasterosteidae. The record is from RefSeq and is a predicted model, not a curated record. Gene Ontology annotation, cellular component: extracellular region. The transcript is spliced from 7 exons. Gene Ontology annotation, molecular function: hormone activity. The coding region runs from base 1 to 1470 and encodes 489 amino acids.